AUGAUGAAAGGAACAUCAUCCUUUGGAAAGCGUCACAAUAAGACGCAGCCAUUGUGCCGCCACUGUGCCUCCAAGGCCUACCACCUUCAGAAGUUCACCUGUGGCAAAUGUGGCAGCAAGAGAAAGUUUAACUGGAGUGCCACGGCUAAGCGGCGAAACACUACCGGGACUGGGCGUAUGAGGCACCUAAAGACUGUUUAUCGAAGAUUCACACACGGAUUCUGUGAAGGGAAAACACCUAAACCCGAGAGGGCAGCUGUUGCAGCAUCCAGUUCAUCUUAAGGAUUUCAGUCAGUCUUA
Phodopus roborovskii (desert hamster) is the source of this 300-nucleotide messenger RNA. Its product is annotated as 60S ribosomal protein L37-like. Bases 1 to 282 code for a protein of 93 amino acids. The record is from RefSeq and is a predicted model, not a curated record. Gene Ontology annotation, molecular function: structural constituent of ribosome; RNA binding. The transcript has a single exon. Gene Ontology annotation, cellular component: ribosome; cytosolic large ribosomal subunit. Lineage: Eukaryota; Metazoa; Chordata; Mammalia; Rodentia; Cricetidae. Gene Ontology annotation, biological process: translation.